GCCGAUUUUGAGAUUUUACGAUGGAUACAAUGUCCAGGUUCAUUUCCGUAUACAGUAUGCGUCAUGUACCUAAGUGACCAAUGAAAAGUUGUGAAAUCAUGUCAUCUGAUUUUCAAGUAUAUCCAUUUGGUGUCAAAGCUGUCAAUCACGCCGCGUAUCUCCCGCUCUGUGGAGCCAUCUCAGCUGUCUCGUGUCAUCUCAUUAGCGUCUCUGGAAGCGCAUCAUCGGGUAGCUGAAUAACACUUUGAAGGUAAGGUAUUUCGUUUUUUUGUCAACUGUACUCAAGUUUAAUCUAGUUGCAAUAUAUUCACAACUGUUAUUUACCGGUAGGCCUAAAUUAUCUAGAUUAAGUAAUUGUCAUCUAAUAUUUUUAUUGUGAACCUGGCUGACGACGAACGUAAAUGUAGUAGGCUAGGCUAAACUCUCCAGAGGCUAGCCUACUUCUCCACAGAUUAGCUUGCUUGCUGCUUGCUAGUUGGUAAAUAAACUCAGUGACAUUGAUACGAUUCAAACAAAUAUGUUUUUUUCCAGAGUUUAAGUGAUGAAAUUAUAGACUGUAAUGUUACUAUCGUGAUUGUCACUAGAACAUGCCUCACUCGUACCGCUUGGUAGAGGCUGAGCAUUUCCAACACUAUACCCAACUUGCUACGAUUUCAUUUGCGGAGAUGUUAACGCACGGAUUUCCGAAGUGAAGCUAUGUUGACAGGGCAUAGCGCUACAUUUUUUCUGAUAUGGUUUUCUCCCUUCCUUCAGGAUGUCUUUCUCUGUUAAGGAGCUGUGUGAAAUGGUCAAUGUCAGCUAUGAUAGGGAACUUGAGGCGAACGUGAGGGUCAGCAAUGAGGAGGAAGGUCUGUAGGAAACUAGAAUUGAGUCAGCCAGACAGGAAAGUCUACACUGUAGGCUAUUCAUUACUCUAAAUGGUUUCCCUCUCUGUCAUUCUUAGAUUCAGUUGAAAGUGACGGUGGAGAUACAGCUGCCAAUGAGGACUCACUUGAACACGAUCCUGAAAAUGACCCGGAUUACACACCUGUCAAUGAAGAUGCUGUUGCUGUUGACCGGGGAAGGUCAAGGAAGAGGGCCAACCCAGACGCUUGGAAGGGUAACAUCCAGAAAAGGAGAAGAAUGAGGGGCCAAUCAUAUCUUGGACGGAAAAAAAAUGAAUUCAUCAACAAAGAAGAACGAAAAAUGGAGGGGCGGUGCCUGGCUGAGUCCUGCCAGAAAUCCAGCAAACUACACUGCACCGAAAUCGAUGAAGGGAAGAGGGAAGAAAUAUUCAAGUAUUUUUGGGGGAAAUUGGACUGGAAAGAAAGGAAAAUCUACGUGAAGUCACUGGCGGAGGUUAGUGAUGUCAAGCGGCGCCGGACAGAAGCGGUUCAGUCUCGGAGGUCAGCAUCUCUCUGUUGUUUUUUAUGUGUUGAUGGUAGAAGGCUCAGAGUUUGUCAGCGGAUGUUCCUGUCAACCCUUGGCAUCAAGCAGUGGAGUUUUCUAAAAUGGGUUGGAAGAAGAGAGGAAAGUCCUGAGAAGACGGCAAGAGUGAGGGUGAGGACAGAGGAGCGGGACUUCCUAAAGUCCUUUCUUCUUGAUCUGCCGAAAGUACCAUCGCACUACUGUAGGUCCUCCUCUUCCAAGAUGUACCUGGAGCCGUUAUUCAGGUCAAUUAAUCAUCUCCACUCACAAUAUAAGCAAACAUGUGCAGCCAACGGCAUCCAGCCUCUGUCAAGACAAGUGUUCAGUAACACCUUUAAGGAAUUAAAUCUGUCAUUGUUCCAUCCAAAGAAAGAUCAAUGUGACACUUGCUGUGCCUUCAAAGCCGGUAACAUCGAGGCUGCUGUGUGGGAGGAACACUGCGUUAAGAAGGACGAGGCACGAGCAGAAAAGGAAAGCGACAAACAACUUGCAAAUAACACCACCUUGGUUGCAUGCAUGGAUCUGCAGGGCCUUCUCCUCUGCCCAAAGCUUCAAGCGUCUGCCCUCUACUUCAAAAUGAAGCUCGGUGUCCAUAAUUUUACCAUCUACAAUAUGGCAUCACAUGAAGCGACAAAUUACCUUUGGCAUGAGGGUGAGGGGGGGGUCUCUGCCAAUGAGUUUGCCUCCUGCAUUGUGGACUAUCUUGAAACACACCCCACUUACACUGAAUUCAUUCUUUGGAGUGAUGGGUGUGGUUAUCAAAACCGAAACCUGGUCCUGAGCAAUGCCCUCUUGAAGUUUGCCACUGAAAGAAAAAAGCAAGUGACGCAGAAGUACCUUCAAAGAGGCCACACACAGAUGGAAUGUGACUCGGUGCACAGUGUGAUUGACAGAAAAUUGAGGAACCGAGAUGUACAUGUUCCAGCUGAGUAUGCUGCAGUCAUUCGGGGAGCUCGUUCAAGUCCAAAACCAUACGAGCUGAAGUAUGUUGAUUACAGCUUUUUCCAAGACUUCAGCAAAGUGAACAUCUGCAAGUCAAUUCGACCUGGUAGCAAAGUUGGCGAUCCUACGGUGCAUGACCUCCGAGCAGUCAGAUACAAUGUGGAUGGCAGUAUGGAGUUCAAAUUACUCCACUCCGACAACUGGCAACCCUUCACAUCCCCAUCCCUGAGGAAGACGUGUGUCAGCGUGGCCCCACUCUAUACAUCCCCCCAGAAAAUUAAAGCACUGAAGUUCAAGCACCUUCAAGAACUGAAACAUGUCUUACCGAAGGACUUUCAUCCAUUUUACGAUGCACUUGACCAUGAAUGAUGGUCAGCUCAACAAACAAUUAACAUACACACCACUAUUGAACGUUAUUUAUGUAUUUAUUUAUUUAUUGAUAAAAGCAAGUGUGGUUUUUCUGACUACCUAGAUAAAUGUGUUAUUGAUUAAUGAAAUGUUAAUAAAUAGAACAAGUUAUUGUUUAUGUGCAUGUUUCAAAUGACUUGGUUUUAUCUGUUGAACUCUUGGAAUUCCUAUCUGCUAAUCUGACAGGAAAGACAUGAUUAAAAUCUUGCAUUUAGGCAAGUUGCUAUUUUAUAAUUCCACCUGUAGUAGCAGUAGUGAGCCUAAUUAGUCGUGCUUGAAUCACCUGAAGAAGAAAAGGGAAUAAACAGGAACGGGCUAACUGGAGUUUAGUGAAAUGGCAGCUUCAUUUUUCAUUUUCUUUUCUGCAAUACAGUGCCAAAUAAAUAUCAUUUUGAUGAUAGCCUGGUGAGACAAUAGCUUUCCUUUACAGUAGGCCUAACUUUAUCGCUAGAAAAAGUUUUCCCCUUGUCGCCUGAGACGUAGGUCUAGGAGUGGAGGAGUGACGUUAGACCUACCGUAAUUCAUUUUUUUGGCACGGUAGGUCUCGUUACAACCUCUGUCUAGCUUGUUAGCGUACUGAUUCAUUAUCCCAUAGUUAGCAGGAGACAUAAUUAUGAAGGGACAAUGAAUCAGUUCACUGAUUUUCAUACUGACAAGAUAAAUAGGCUAUGCUCAGUUUAUUAAAUAGCCUUAGGUUGGACGUAGGCUAUUUAAUAAACUUAGUGUAGCCUAUUCAUCUGUCAGUAUGAAACGCGACUUGCCCAUUCAUGAUCGGAAGAACGCGUAUCGACCACCGUUACUGUAAAAUAUGCACGUAUAUCCAUUUAAACUAGAUUUUGGUAAAAUGUGAACUAUACCUUCACACUGUCAAUAUUACGAUUAUAAUUAAAGAUGACAUAC
Eleginops maclovinus (Patagonian blennie) is the source of this 3657-nucleotide messenger RNA. RefSeq lists its product as uncharacterized. NCBI's taxonomy places the organism in Eukaryota, Metazoa, Chordata, Actinopteri, Perciformes, Eleginopidae. The record is from RefSeq and is a predicted model, not a curated record. The transcript is spliced from 4 exons. The coding region runs from base 1123 to 2718 and encodes 531 amino acids.